AUGAUUAGAGCUCCAUCUAAUGAGACACCAGUUAAGAUAAGCAAUAGCCCAAGAUGGUACCCAUAUUUCAAGGACUGUGUUGGGGCAAUAGAUGGGACUCAUGUAUAUGCUGGAGUUCCAGCCAAGAUCCAAGCAACAUUUAGGGGAAGGAAGCACUACCCCACACAAAAUGUUCUUGCUGAUGUUGACUUUGAUAUGAAAUUUACUUAUGUCUUAGCUGGUUGGGAAGGGUCUGCUCAUGAUGCUACUGUUCUUGCUGAUGCACUAGAGAGGGAGGAUGGGUUAAGGGUUCCACCAGGAAAAUUCUACUUAGUAGAUGCUGGAUAUGCUUGUCGUCCUGGAUUCCUUCCUCCUUACCGUGGCACUAGGUACCAUCUGAAAGAGUAUGGUGCUAGGAACUACCCAACCAACCCAAGGGAGUUGUUUAAUUUGAGGCAUUCAAGUCUGAGAGUAUCUGUUGAAAGGGCUUUUGGUGCUUUGAAGAACCGUUUUCGCAUCAUUGAUAAUAAACCAUUUCAUCCCUACAAGACACAAGUCAAGUUAGUACUUGCUUGCUGCAUAUUGCAUAAUUGGAUACUUGGGCAUGGGGUUGAUGAGGUAGUUCCUACUGAGUUCUCAUGGGUGCCCAACAAUAAUGAUAGUCCUGGUCAUGGGGUCCAGAUGGAUGACAAUGCUGUUUGGGCUCAAAGAAUGGCUGAGGAGAUGAAUGCUGAGAUCCUUGCUGCUGAUGAGCUUGUGUUCCCUGGUGGGGCUGUUGGGGCUAUUGGGGCUGAUGGGGAUGAUGGCCCUGUUGGGGCUGUUGGGGUUGCUCCAAGUGCUGCUCAGCAGAGACCUGCUAUGAGGUGGACAGAUGUGAUGUUUGGAUUUAUUCUUCUCCGCAUGUGCCAGCUGAUUUCAACUGGUGUUAGGGCUGAUAAAGGUUUCAAAGAAGUCCACCUCAAUCAGGUUGCCAAGGCUUUGCAUGAGUUCAGUGGCAAUGAAGUCACUGGCAUACAGGUGUAUAACCACUUGAGAAAGUGGAGGCAGAGGUGGGUUAAAAUCUCAAAGCUGAGAGAGCUGAGUGGAGCCUUGUGGAAUGGGGACAGCUCCAUGAUUGUCCUUGAGGAGGAGCACUACAAUGGCCACAUCAAGUUUAAGUAUCUAACUUCAGUUGUGCUAAUGCUGGCACACCCCAAAGAUGCUGAGUACCUCAACAAGCCAAUUGUGUACUACCAGGAGAUGAUGGUCAUCUUUGGUAAUGGUCAGGCAACAGGUAAGUAUGCUAUGGGGUCAAAUGAGGCUCUUGGUAGUCCUUCUGAGUUUGCCUACAGCCCAAUGAAGCAUGACCUGCCUGAGGAGCUUACUCCUGGAAAGCCUGAGGCAGCUUAUGUGUCCAAGUCAGAACCACCUGUGGGAAGCAAGAGAAAGAGGUCCAUGCUGUCAGAUGAUGAUGUACUUGUGUUCACUGGCAUGACUGAUGUAGUGAACAAUGUUGCAGAUGUUAUACGUUCUACCAAGGUUGAGGAUUCCCACCCUGACUUGUAUGGUGCACUGAUGUACAUGCCAGGGUUCAGUGAGGAAGCUCUAAUGCUUGCAUAUGGUCACCUGCUUAACAAUAAGGCCCAGGGAUCUGCUUUUGUGCAGAUGUCUCACUCACACCGUGUUCUUUGGCUGAGUACCUACUUGGCCAAGAACAACUACAUGUGA
This is a messenger RNA of Setaria italica (foxtail millet), 1686 nucleotides long. RefSeq lists its product as uncharacterized. The record is from RefSeq and is a predicted model, not a curated record. The transcript is spliced from 5 exons. The coding region runs from base 1 to 1686 and encodes 561 amino acids. Lineage: Eukaryota; Viridiplantae; Streptophyta; Magnoliopsida; Poales; Poaceae.